Hyaloscypha bicolor E is the source of this 2670-nucleotide messenger RNA. Its product is annotated as chromosome segregation protein-like protein. Gene Ontology annotation, biological process: DNA repair; DNA-templated DNA replication; mitotic cell cycle. The coding region runs from base 40 to 2565 and encodes 841 amino acids. Gene Ontology annotation, cellular component: nuclear replication fork. NCBI's taxonomy places the organism in Eukaryota, Fungi, Ascomycota, Leotiomycetes, Helotiales, Hyaloscyphaceae. Gene Ontology annotation, molecular function: chromatin binding; protein binding. The record is from RefSeq and is a predicted model, not a curated record. The transcript has 3 exons.
CGAUUUGCAAAGAUUCCACUCCCAUUGAAAAGGUUAUCAAUGGCGACAACGACUCAAGUUCGUCUGCGAGGCAGACCUGCUCAUACAAGAGGACCUACUUUUCUUUCGUACACCCCAGAUGGGACGAAGUUGAUCACCGUCGGAUCGAACAAUACUACGCGUGUCUACAAGACAGGAUUCGAUGGAGAACCUACAAAUAUCGACGACUGCCCAGAGCAGAAUACUGGUGUGGCUUCAACUGAUGAAUUCUUCAUCAUUGGUUCCGAAGAUGGAAACGUCAGCAAGUUCUCGCUCGAUACAAUGUCCUACGAGAAAUACCUCACUCGUUGUUCUCUCCCAAUUCGAGAUGUUACUCUGUCCUCCAAUGGGAAGUGGUGUGCUGUUGCGAGUGACGAAUUGGUUGUCAAGAUCAUCAGGACGAAUGACACGAGCGCGGUAAUGUCUUUGAGAGAGCAACCGAAGCCUGUCAAGCACCUGUCCUUCGACCCAAGUGGCAAGCAUAUAGCAUUGUCUUGUACGGAUGGGCUGGUAUAUGUCUACUCUCUCAUCAACGAUGAGCCAGAGCUUGUCCGGAAGAUUGAUGGUCUGAUCAGGACACUGGAGACCGAGGAUGAAAUUAGCUCGAAAGUUGUGUGGCAUCCAGAUGGCCGAGCCUUUGCGGCACCUACAGCAACGCGGGAUAUUCAGGUCAUGUCCCGAGGAGACUGGGAGAAUCAAAGGACCUUUACCAGUGGGCACGAUGGGGAUAUCACCGCCCUCGCAUGGUCGCCAAAUGGAGCAAUGCUAGCAUCCGCUGCAAAAGAUGGGAAAGUUCUCCUGUGGGAAACGAAGACUCAGAAAAUGCUUGCAACCUAUGACUACGCGGAUGUAAUGGACAUAGCAUGGCAUCCAACGAAUAACCUGCUAUCGUUCACCAAUACCGAGGGCUGGGUCUAUAUCUACAAUGAUUUUGUGCCUCAAGAGCAUUCCCAUCUGCUCAAAUUACCACUCCAGCCAGCCCCCUUCAUACAUGAUCCUCUCUCUGAGAUCUCAGCUAAUGCCCGAAGGCCAAUUACCAAUGGCCUCAAGGACAUUCCGAACCAUGGAGCCCGACGAGGAACUCCGGACAGCUUGGAUGAUAUCCUUGGCUCGGAUAUUUUGGGCGAUGAAGAUGAUUUUGUUGUCGAUGACGAUGGUGCUGGUUAUGCGUUGGGAUUGAAUGGAAAUGGCAAGAGGCCAAAUGGUGUUCCAGACCCCUAUGCUGGUCCACUCAGCAAGCGUCGCACUCAAACCUGGGAACCUCAGAUCCAUGACUCAUUUCAACCUGGCUCUACUCCUUGGCGAGGAAACAGAAAGUAUCUUUGUCUCAAUCUCAUCGGCUUCGUCUGGACUGUGGACCAAGACACCCACAACACUAUUACAGUGGAGUUCUAUGAUCACGAAUUUCACCGCGAUUUCCAUUUUACCGAUACUUUCCUUUACGACAAGGCCUGCCUCAACGAGCAUGGGACUCUCUUUUCGUGUCUUACCAAUGGAGAUACACCAGCUACCAUAUUUUAUCGUCCCCAUGAGACUUGGACAGCUCGGGCGGACUGGCGGACUCAAUUGCCAAAAGGGGAAGAAGUCACUGCCAUAUCACUUAGUGAUUCAUUCAUCACUGUCACUACAACAGCCAAUUAUGUCAGAGUAUACACUCUAUUUGGAAUUCCAUACAGAGUUUACAGGCAGAAGAGUAGUCCAACCGUCACAUGUGCAAGCUGGCGAGAUUAUGUCUUGACUUUGGGUAACGGCCCGGUUGGUGCAGAUGGAAAUACGAGGCUCCUGUACACCAUCCAGAACAUCAAGAGGGACGAAAUAUGCCAAAGCGAAGAUGUCGUUGCUCUACCAGAUGGGGAGACCAUUAAGAGUGUUUUCUUCUCAGACAAUGGAGAUCCAUGUAUCUACGACUCAACCGGAACGCUCCUAACGCUCCUCCACUGGCGCACCCCCUCUCAAGCAACUUGGGUCCCCCUCCUCGACACCAAGCUCCUCUCGCGUCUCGCCUCAGGCCGAAAAACAGAAACCUACUUCCCCGUCGCCGUAGCAGACAACAAAUUCCACUGCAUCAUCCUCAAAGGCGGCGACCAAUACCCCUACUUCCCUCGCCCUCUGCUCUCAGAAUUCGAUUUCCAGAUACCGCUAUCAUCAAAGCCUACACCGGAUGGCGGAGAUGACGAAGAUGCUGAAGCAGAGAAUGAAGGGGAUGAACUGAACAAAUUGGAGAGCGAAUUCGUACUCAAGAGUGUGUUGGCUGCUCAGCAGCAGGAUCUGGUCGAUUUCACCAAGAGCUCGCAUAGCCAACGGACUGCGCUGGCUAGAAUGGAGGUUGAGAUUGAUAAGACGCUAUUGCAAAUGAUGGCUGUAGAGUGUAGAGAGGGGGAGGACAGGGGUAUGCGGGCUUUGGAGAUGGUUACCUUAUUGAGGGAUAGGACUGGUAGGAUGAUGGAGGCGGCUGGGAAGGUUGCCGAGCGGUAUGGGAGGAACGUGCUUGGGGAAAAGAUUAGAGAGGUUGGCGAAAUGCGGUUGAGUGCCAUGGAAGAGGAUUAGGUGUAUAGGAUUGGGCUGCAGGGUAUAUCAUGGCGUUUGUGUGCACAUGCUCGUGUUGGGUAAUGCGGCCAGGUAGCAUAAUGAAUUGAUGGAUUGCAUUCCCCC